AAUGUUGAGAAAUACAAUACGUCUAUUGAUUCUAUUCGGUGGAGUUGCUUUGAGCCUUGGAAUUUCCAUAACGCCCAUUGUUAGGGAAGGUUCCAGGGAUAUUGUAACAAUGCCAUUCGUUAGGGUCGGCAAUGGAUAUUAUUACUUUGAGACCAGAAAAGAAGUGAAUUGGUUUAAGGCAUUCGAAACUUGUCGUCGAAUGAAUGCCACAUUGAUAAGCUUCGAUACGAUGCAAAAAUGGAUUGAAAUUACCAAAUUUUUAGAGCUAUUUAAUGAUCAGUCUUAUUACUGGACCUCAGGUACUGACUUGGGCGAACAAUCUCGUCACGUCUGGUUUGGCAGUGGAAAUCCAAUUGGCAUUAAUGUUUGGUCUCCAGGUCAACCUGAUAAUUACCAAAACAAUGAGCACUGCGAUCAUUUGGGCUUUAAACAUUCCAAUACCUCAGAUAGGAAGGGUCUGAACGAUGGCAACUGUCUUACCAAUAUGCGCUUUAUCUGUGAGCUUCAUUUGUGAUAUGGAAAUAGGAGGUCAAAGGGUUUGAAAUGUUGUCUAAUCAAUCAAUCAAUUAUAAAGAAGUCAGAAUCAUCCUACUCAUUUUAAAGAAAUGAAUAAUUUCUAAUUAAUUGCAUUUGUAUUUGUAUUCAAAAUUAAUUAAGCGGAUCAAAUUGUCAUCGGUCUAGUUUUGAUCAAGUUAUGAAAGUUUGAAGUUGGUUCAAUUUGGCCUGCGUUUUUACAAGAAGUUAAAAGCUUAAAGACUCAAGUUAAAUUGUGAUUUUACUUUGUAGACAUAAGGAGUUGAUUUAAAAAUUUCAUUAACGAAGUUAAUAAAAUUUUAAUGCACAAUGAAUUUUGUGUGCAAUCCAUGAUCAAAAUAAAAUUCCGUUUGAAAAUCGGUUCAGUUCAGAUGGUUCAAGUUAUGAUCUAGGAACCUUAAAAGCCAAAACUUUCGUUAUUUUUUUUUUAAUAUGAAGAAUAAUUUUAUACAUACACAAAAUAGUAACUUAUUUUUGAUCAAAUGUGUUGGAGCCGUACCAGUUUAGGUUUUUGAAAAGAAAUUUAUUUCUGUAAUGGGUGCGGUUUCGGUACUUAAAAUUAAACGAUAUUAUUAUCUAAUAAUUCUGCAAAAUAUUAAUAUUGCAAUUUUGUAUUUGGAUUUUCAAUUAAAAAUCGUUCUUCACUUAUGAUUUACAUUAUUAAAAGAAAACAUGCUCAUGUA
This is a messenger RNA of Drosophila innubila, 1217 nucleotides long. Its product is annotated as C-type lectin 37Da-like. Gene Ontology annotation, cellular component: external side of plasma membrane. The record is from RefSeq and is a predicted model, not a curated record. Lineage: Eukaryota; Metazoa; Arthropoda; Insecta; Diptera; Drosophilidae. Gene Ontology annotation, molecular function: carbohydrate binding. The transcript is spliced from 2 exons. Bases 2 to 514 code for a protein of 170 amino acids. Gene Ontology annotation, biological process: biological process involved in interspecies interaction between organisms.